CUCGCGCCGAGCGCGCGCGCGCGCGACGUCUCCCCACAUCAUUAAACAACAACAACAACAUCGCCGCCACCGACACCACCGCCGUGUGUGUGUGUAACAUCGUCGGCGACAUCGUCAACAACAACAACCACCCACCCACCCCACCUCCGCCGUCGCCGCCUCCUCCUCCUUCACCUCCACGGCGGUCCGCCUUCAAACCAGUCGCAGUUGUUACAGCGGGCGGGCAGGCAGGCAGCGCUUCGCCUCGUGUUAUCGCGAAGUUUAUGAAUAUUUUUUUAAAAUAUAUAUUUUUUAUUUUAGCCUUCUCACCCCCCCCCCACACACCACCACCCCUUGGGCUCUCUCCCUCCCCCGCCGAUGCUGCUUCAAGCAAUGGCGAAUGGGCUUCAACGUAAAUAUUAAGAGUCUUGAAGGCGGCGCCUGCAGUGGCCAUUGACUUAAUGCAGUUCGCCAGAGCCUCUUCAGUCGGCUUGUCGGGGGCCUUGCAUUGAGAGGGCUGUGACGAGGAAGUGCAAGAGAAGGAGGAAGAGAGACGUGAGAGAUCUCCUGCUGCCAUGGUGCUCUUCAGCGGUUCACUGCGAGUGAGGGUACGGGAGGCGGCCGAGCUGAAACCCACGCCGUGGUCACUCCGGCACUCGGCGCUGGUGCCUGGCAUGAAGGUGACGUCCCGCUCGCAGUCCAGCCAGCAUCAGCAGCACAGCCAGCAGCAGCAACAGCUUCAGCAGCAGCAGCAACAGCAGCAGCAGCAGAGUCAGCAAAACCAACCACAGGGCCAGCCAAACCAGCAGCAACAGCAGCAAUCGGGCCAACAAAAUCAACAGAAUCAACUGCAGCAGAAUCAGAAUCAGCAACAGAAUCAGCAGCGCCCACUGCUGGAUCCGUACGUUGCGCUCAACGUGGACGACUUGCACGUGGGGCAGACGCAGACGAGGCAGCGCACCAGCUGCCCGCGCUGGGAUGAGGAGUUUGUGACGCAGGUGUGCGAGGGGCAGCGCAUGGAACUUGCCGUCUUCCACGACACGACCAUCGGCUACGACGACUUUGUCGCCAACUGCACCAUCUCUUUCGAAGAGCUGCUGCAGAGCGAGAGCCUGCACUUCGAGAGCUGGGUGGACCUAGAGCCAGAAGGCAAGGUGUAUGUCAUCAUUGACCUGACACCCAAGGAGACCAAAGAGCGGCCGGUGUUCCGUGAGCGCGUGCGGCCCCGCAAGAGGCAGGGCGCCGUGCGGAGGCGCGUGCACCAGGUCAAUGGACACAAGUUCAUGGCCACGUACCUGCGCCAACCCACCUACUGCUCGCACUGCCGCGACUUCAUCUGGGGUGUCAUAGGAAAGCAAGGAUAUCAAUGCCAAGUGUGCACAUGUGUCGUACACAAGAGGUGCCAUGAGCUUAUUAUCACCAAAUGCCCCGGCAUGAAGAAAGAAGCCCAGGAUGAAGUGGGAAGCCAGCGGUUCAGCGUGAACGUGCCGCACAAGUUCUCCAUCCACAACUACAAAGUCCCCACGUUCUGCGAUCACUGCGGCUCGCUGCUCUGGGGCCUCCUGAGGCAGGGACUGCAAUGCAAAGUCUGCAAGAUGAAUGUGCAUCGGCGGUGCGAGCAGAACGUGGCGCCCAGCUGUGGCGUGGAUGCGCGAGGAAUCGCCAAAGUGCUCGCUGAGAUCGGGGUCACUCCCGACAAGAUACACCAGUCCACCAUUAAGAAGAAGAAGCUGAUUACAUCGUCGGACUCGCAGACGCCAAGCCCCGGGGUGGUGGCUGCUGACCCAGAGAAAUCUCGGCCGAUUCUGACCUCCCCCGGUGAGGAAGCCUGCACCGGAGCAAAGGAGCUGGAGAGCGGAGUGAAGAAAGCCCUCUCGUUCGAGGCUCCCAGCGAAGGCAAAGCGGCAGAAAACGGUGAAGGGGCCCCUCCCACGACGAACCGCCUCUGCCGCCGCUACGGUCUCGACGACUUCUCCUUCAUCAAAGUCCUCGGCAAGGGCAGCUUCGGCAAGGUGAUGUUGGGAGAACUCAAGGGCACGGACGAGGUUUUUGCCGUCAAGGUCCUGAAGAAGGACUCGAUAAUCCAGGACGACGACGUGGACUGCACCAUCACCGAGAAGCGUAUCCUGGCCCUGGCGCGCAAGCACCCCUACCUCACCCAGCUCUUCUGCAGCUUUCAAACAAGGGACCGGCUGUUCUUUGUCAUGGAGUACGUGAACGGAGGAGACCUCAUGUUCCAGAUCCAGCGCUCCAGGAAGUUUGACGAGCCGCGCUCGCGUUUCUACGGAGCUGAGGUUACGUCAGCGCUCAUGUUCCUCCACCGCCACGGCGUCAUCUACAGGGAUCUGAAGCUGGACAACAUCUUGCUCGACGCAGACGGACACUGCAAGCUCGCCGACUUCGGCAUGUGCAAGGAGGGCAUCCUCAACGGCAUCACCACCUCCACCUUCUGCGGAACGCCCGACUACAUCGCCCCAGAGAUCCUGCAGGAGCUGGACUAUGGCCCGUCCGUGGACUGGUGGGCCCUGGGGGUGCUCAUGUACGAGAUGAUGGCCGGGCAGCCGCCCUUCGAGGCCGACAACGAGGACGACCUCUUCGAGUCGAUCCUGCACGACGAUGUCCUCUACCCCGUGUGGCUCAGCAAGGAGGCCGUGUCCAUCUUGCGCGACUUCAUGACCAAGAACCCAAAUAAGCGGCUGGGCUGCGUGGUGACUCAGGGGGGAGAGGAGGCCAUCAAGCGCCACUCGUUCUUCCGCGAGAUCGACUGGGAUCUCCUUGAGCAGCGCAAGAUCCGCCCGCCCUUCAAGCCCCGCAUCAAAACCAAGAGGGACGUGAACAACUUCGACCAGGACUUCACGCGCGAGGAGCCGCUGCUGACGCCGGUGGACAGCAGCGUCGUGAAGCAGAUCAACCAGGACGAGUUCCGCGGCUUCUCCUUCUCGGAGGACGACGCCCAGUGACCGUCGACUUGCCAGCGACGUGGCGCGGAAUCACUCGGUUGCCCGUCCGCUUGCUCGCUCGCUCGCUCCCUCCCUCCCCCAUCGCUCAAGCGAGGUGGCGUCUGCUCACUGACAGACGUGACGGUGUUGAGAUCUUAUUUAUUUGCAGCAAACAAAAAGUUAGCGGGAAUCGCAGUGAAAUUGAACCCGGGUUGUUGACGGGCAGUUAGCCGGGCGGGGCACGCGAGAGCUCUUCAAGUUGGAGGUGUGUUACUUGCUACCGGAGUCCUUAACGAUUCUCGUUAAAAAAAAUUAUUUGCUCGCUAUAAAAGUAAUAUUGCUGAUGCAGCGACAAAAGAAUACUAAUUAUUUAUUCUUUACUCCUGUCCGUAGACCGUGUAAGCGUCUACCUUUGCACGGAAAACAAAACAAAAAACGGACGACGGCUCUGUUACUGAUGUGCGCGACUCAAAACGCUCCAAUGUGUUUGCGUGAAACGUUCCGAGGGGGGCGUUCUGUUUUCCCUCACAGUUAUUUUAAUUGUAUAGUGUUAGUAGCAAGCAAACGCGCGUGCGUGUGCGUGUGUGUCUCCUCCGGUAAAAUAUGCGUCUCCUGGCGGUUUAAAAAAAAAAAAACAGAUUGAUGGGCGCAAAAGCACCGCAGAAACGCAUCUCGCUGUAAAACUGACACAAUUAACUAUUUAAAAUAUUUAUGCGAUUUUAUUUUAUGACACCCCCCCCCCCCUUUUUGUAAGCAGGAAACUUGACCCUGAAGUGGAACGACGUGUGGCGGUUGCCUACCGUGAUCGGUUGGGGAGGGGGAGGAUGGUUACACUGUAUUAUAAAAAGUCUUGCCAUUUUACACUCAUCAUUUCGUUCGUGGUGUGGCACUCCAGAGCAGUAGUGUUGUGUUACAGAGUAGAUUGUAGUUAGGAAAGUAGGGGGGGGGGUAGAGGUGGGUGGUGUGGGUGGUGCGGGUGGGGGCGCUAUUUUAAAAUCCCACCACCCACUCCCACACCCACCCGUGCCUUUACCUCCACCCGCAACCUCCGAUUAGCACGGUUGGCUAUGCACGGUCCGAAAGAAGUUCAGCGUGCGUAUCCGUACAUUCAGUGUAGUAACUCGGCACGUAAUUGCACGAAUGAAUUUUAAUGCGUCGGCUUGGAAACGUGACGUUUUUAACAACAAAAAACACCGAGGGUGUUCCGAUGAAGUGAAUUGACGGCAGUAUUUCUUCUCUCAUCCACCGACGUUUUUGCACGCAAGUUUUUGCACGCAAGUUUGAUUUUCCACCUUGAAAAAAAAAAUCUUAAUGAGAUCUCCGCUUAAAUUCCACAUUAACCCCCUCCUCUGAGUGGCGUGCAGAUGGUGGGAGAGUUAUCGUGGUUUUUUUUUCGUAGUUUUUUACAUAUAUAUUAUUUUAAAUUAACGCUUACUCGUAGAGUUAUUAGUCGACACUUACGUAAAAAUCAAAUUUCUUCGUUGCGUACGUCAUUUUGUUACUCUCGAAAAGACGCGCGGCGUCGUGCCGCGCUGGUUGUCAGCCUUUGCCCGCCAGACGAAAACGGGGCUUCUGUAAGUGGCGCAUGACGGUAAUCGGUGGUUUCGUGGGUUAUGUAACUGUGAUGUAAACGUACCUGUCGCUCGCCGACAGACAGACAGGCGAAACCGUGUGGGUUUUCUGGAGAGCGUGUUUGGUAUGGAUGGUGUGGGCUUAUUGACGUGACACUGUGGUUGUGGUUUCACCAGCUGCUUGUUUUAGGCCAGCAAACCCAUGCUGUUUAGAACCCCCCCCCCCCCCCCGGAAUGUGCUUGUUCCGGAAUGUGUGUGUUUUAAGGGUGCUGCGUACAGUGCAAGGACCACUUAGAGAAUACAGGUUCUCUUUAAAGAUGAAAAUUCACCAGAAUGAUAGUGUUCACGCAUGAUAUUUGAAACAAGCUUUUUGAUGUAUUGAUUUUAUUUAAAUUAUCUGUGCAUGCACAAUUCACUCCACUGCUGGACUGGAGCCCUCCCCGCAACACGUGGUUCGUGGGGGGCCUAUUUGUCCACACUUGAUGUUGGUCAGCGAGGGUUGGCGAAUGCGGGGAGCAUAACCAUUGGGGCAUAGUGCAGUACAACAAUGGAAGUUGUUGCACUGCCCUCUGCUAUCCAUAUUGUGGCCUCACAGCAGACCCAGGAUACCCGAUCCAUGCAUGGUGAUCGCCCAUCCAAGCACUAACCAGAUUCAAAUCCUGCUUAGCUGCUAAAAUCGCAUGAGAUCAGCUGCAUUCCUAGUGAUUUGGUCACCGGAUUAAUUGUUUUGUUGUCAGCCCCCCCCCCCGCACCUCCAAUUAGCACAGGUGCGAAAUAAGUUCAACAUGCAUCUAAAUAUUUGGCUUUUGCAACAACUACAACAAGAUUAUUCCAAUAACACGCAAGCCAAUAUGUCAAAAGAACUCCUGUACUCGUGGAAUCUUCUGUUGUUGCCGACCAACAGUUCCGCUAAUGCGCACACACGUGAACUGACCGUAUUAUUUAUUCCACCGUGAGCCAGCCGAUUAAGAUAACACUUUUCAAGAUGAAAGGAAGGAACCCCCUCCGAUUUAUUAACCGUUCUGUGCAAUUAUGUCGUCGGUCGCUUGGCCGAUAAUGUCUCCCGAGUGGCGGGCGGGCGGGCGGUGGGGGCGUCGUGAUGGAUUUGUUGACGCUUUGACAGUUCAGCGUUUUUUGAAGGCCCCCGACCCACCUUUCGCCGGCCCCACCACCGAUGAAGGUCUCUCGGACGGCGGGGGGGGGGGCACGGCGUUUGUAUCAACACCACGGUUGGAGAUCCGCCAUUCCCUCGCCGCUUCGUCGUAACGUCGCGUCACGUCGCUGCAUUGGCAAGUUGUUUAAACCGCGAUCCCCGCGUGAAGUUUGCAACGUUGAGGCGGUGGCCCCUCCAAUUGCCGGUCCAAUCGAUUCCCCCCCCGCCACCCCCCUGCGGCUGCUGUCUGUUUACGGAACUCAGCUGCCGUUACGUCUUUCUGUUUUAUCAUUCGGGGGGGUUUUGUUGUUUUUGAGGGUCAACGUAUUUACACGGCGCACCGAGGUGGAGGAGGAAGAAUAAGAAAAAAUAUUAAUAAUCGUUAAUCGCGGGACGGCUUUUGGACAACGAGGCUCUUUGUUUUCCCCGUGAUAAUUCACGUCGCUUAGCUCGGGUCACAUUGAGCGGCGAGUUGCACACAGAAGGGGUGUUUGGUGGGGGGGGGAGCAAAGAAGUCCGUUGUGUAUGUGCGCGUAGAUUAGACAGGUCGGCAGGUCUUAUGAGAGGUCUUAUCCAGGGUGCGUGAUUAGUGUGCCCCGGUUGCAUUUGUGUGUUUUUGUUUUGUUUUUGUUACACUCGAUAACAAACACUCCUCAACGUCGGUGAAUGCAAUUGCAUCCCGUGUGCCCGUCGCGUCCCCAUCGCCGUCGUGGUGGGUAUGUGUGCGCAUUCGGAGUUUAAUGCAGAAAACGACGACGAAAAACUAUAAAAUCAAGCAAUCAAGCGACCUACAGAAUGUUCCGUUCACUUUUGACAUUAUUUUUUUAUUUCGUCUGUGUGUACACGGCUACACAACAAAGACACGUGUAUCAACAUUGAGUCGGCGUUUUAUAUAGCAAAUGUUCAACAUGUGCACAUUUGUUAUAGCUUAUGACCCAGUCUUUAUACACGCUGUAUAUAUAUAAUUAUGUCAUUGCAGGUUGAAAAUAAUUGACAAACCUUGUCAUUAACUCUCCCUUAUAACUAACGAAUGUAGCAGCGUGUCAUAAGUUGCUGUAUAUUUUCAGUUAUAAGUGUUGACUGACGCUAAUAAUAACAGCAGUGGUAAUGGACCUCGUCUUCUGGUUACACGCCACUGGGCAGGCAGUUUCUCAAAGAAAGACUGAACCCAUGAAACAAAUCGCCCGUAUAGCCACACACCUCGGCUGUGCAUGCCUUUUGCGGUCCCACUUAACUUGACUUUUACGCUUCAUUGGUGAGUUACAAAAGGCUCUAAAAGUGACUUGCGGGUGACCCAACCCUAGGUGUGUAGCUACACGACAAGAGCCCCUCGUGGUUUGUGUCUUCACUUUAACCGAGUUCUCUGCAGUGUCUGCUGCCACUUGCUCUGCACGAAAUCCAUGCAGAGUAUUGCCUCUAUAGCAGGAUUUGUGAGCAGUUUAGCCCGGCGCGCUUUUGUCGUAAGAGUCUGCGUGCAUGGCUGGCGUUGAGCCAAUAAUGCAUGUGGUAUAUGUGCCUAUAUUGUGGCACGCACAAGUACGCGCGCGUGUGUGUGUAUACACGUGCGUGACGCACGUACGCCGAACACAGAUGCAACUCCCCCCCCCCCCAAAAAAAAACGAAUCGUUCAUGUAGGCGUGUGUACCGACUCUUGCCUUGCAGGAGUCUGACCACUUCAUUAAUAAGAAGGAAAACAAUGCUCUCAAGUUUCUAGCAAGUCCAUCGCCGUAGCACUUCCGUGACAUCAGUGCGCGUUGAUGAAGUGUCUGAUGUGACGAUAGCUUGCCGCAGCGACGCACAUGAUCGUAACUGUGUAACUCUCUCGUGCGUGAGUUAUUAGAAAACAAAUUCUGAUGAGAUGUCGGCGGUGUGAAAGUGUUCUCGUAUAACUUUAUAGCAGUCGGAUAUCCACUUGUUUCGUAGUUGUCCCCCCCCCCCCCACAUUGGACACGCAUUGCACAAGAGGGUUAAAGUGUUGUUUUUUUUUUUCAAUAACAUUUUUUCACAACGCUACGCAUUCGUAUCGGACGCACAGCCUAGAUAUUUAUGUACAAGAUAAGAGCCGUUUGUGGGGUUUUUAUUUAGUGUUAGGUCGCAACUUUAAAGAGACUCCGUUUGUUCGUGAGAAAAGUGUCGCUUCCGUGUUGGCUCGCACGCUCAAUGAAUGGCUCGAUUGUGGGUGCCGUAGACGGUGGCUCUUCGCCGUCUUACCUACACGGAGCUUACCUUGUCUGCCGUACAUCAACAGCAGAGACGCAGAAUCGCCGCCGUCUCGCCGCGCGCAUCCUCUGCUAUUCCGAGCAUGCAUUACUAAAGGAGCCUGCUGCUGCCGGCGCUGUAUAUUGACAAUGUAACUGUUGCCUCCACUGUCAGUAUUUGUGAUAUCUUAAUGCAGUGUUCCCCUCGACAUUUCUCUAGCGACCCCACAUGUGCCCCCCCCUCCCUUAUUCCCCCACCCCAUCUUAUUUCUUCCCCGAGAAAAGUAUGUCCGUCGCCCCCUGUUAUUAAUGGUAAACAAUCAAUUCACGUAUAUAGCUGUGUAUCAUAUAAUUACAUUAUAUAUGCAUAAUGAUACGUGUUUGAAGUCGCUGCGUCGAGUGAAAUAUAAAUAUAUAAAUUUAAUUUCCUCCGUGUCUCUCUGGCUUAAAAAAAAAAUCUAAUGUUUGUUGUACAGUUCCUCCCCGUACCCCCCCCCCCCCAUAUUAAUAAGAUCGACUCCCAUGCAGGUGUGUAUUGAAUAUGUGUGAACAUAAACAUCGUGUGUGCCGCUGUGUAAACGUGUUCCACGUAUAUCUACUGUGACUGUUCAAUAAAUAAAUG
Messenger RNA from Lethenteron reissneri (Far Eastern brook lamprey), 8463 nucleotides. RefSeq names its product protein kinase C epsilon type-like. Gene Ontology annotation, biological process: protein phosphorylation. The record is from RefSeq and is a predicted model, not a curated record. Gene Ontology annotation, molecular function: diacylglycerol-dependent serine/threonine kinase activity; ATP binding. NCBI's taxonomy places the organism in Eukaryota, Metazoa, Chordata, Hyperoartia, Petromyzontiformes, Petromyzontidae.